This is a messenger RNA of Plutella xylostella (diamondback moth), 792 nucleotides long. RefSeq names its product Putative inner dynein arm light chain, axonemal Dnali1 (gene Dnali1). The record is from RefSeq and is a predicted model, not a curated record. Gene Ontology annotation, molecular function: dynein heavy chain binding. NCBI's taxonomy places the organism in Eukaryota, Metazoa, Arthropoda, Insecta, Lepidoptera, Plutellidae. Gene Ontology annotation, cellular component: axoneme; ciliary base.
AGUAAACAAUUUUGCCUUCCGGGAUUCGCACAGUUGUAAAAGAAGUGUUAAUACGGUAAAAUGGCUGAAAGGACAUCAUCGUCUACUGAGGACACUCUAGUUCGGUAUGAUAACCCGGUGUUACUCACGAAGAAACCUGAUAAAGAGCUCUCCCCGCGCGGGGCGGCGGCGGCGGCGCCGUGCAUGCCGACGGAGGCCAAGCGGGAGACGGAGGAGAUCCUCGACGCCAUCCUGCCGCCCAAGGAGUGGGAGGAGGAGGGGCAGAUAUGGACGCAGAAGAUAUCCUCAACCCCAGCCACCCGUCUCGACGUGAUCAACCUGCAGGAGAUGCUGGACACGCGGCUGCAGCAGCGCCAGGCGCGAGAGACCGGCAUCUGUCCCGUCAGGAGACAGCUGUACACGCAGUGCUUCGAUGAACUUAUUAGACAGGUGACAAUAAACUGCGGCGAGCGCGGUCUCCUGCUGCUGCGCGUGCGCGACGAGGCCCGAGUCACCAUGGAGGCGUACCAGACGCUGUACUGCAGCUCCAUCGCGUUCGGCAUGAGGAAGGCACUGCAGUCGGAGCAAGGGAAAUCGGACCUCAUGGACCAGGUAGCAAGACUCGAGGCUGAACGGGCCGAGCUAGAGAAGACGAGUCUAGAGUUGAAACAAAAGACGGAGCAACUGGAGCGUCGCGCCGCUGAGUUGAGGGCGGCUGAAGAGAAACGUCACCAGGAAGAACUACUGGCUUUGAAGAAGACUAAUGCUCAGCUUAAGGCUCAAUUGGAGGGUAUCAUAGCUCCAAAGAAGUGA